Molecule: messenger RNA, 936 nt
Organism: Metarhizium brunneum ARSEF 3297
Lineage: Eukaryota; Fungi; Ascomycota; Sordariomycetes; Hypocreales; Clavicipitaceae
Gene: SRD5A3
Product: Polyprenol reductase
Biological process (GO): dolichol-linked oligosaccharide biosynthetic process; polyprenol catabolic process
Cellular component (GO): endoplasmic reticulum
Molecular function (GO): 3-oxo-5-alpha-steroid 4-dehydrogenase activity
Source: RefSeq, a predicted model, not a curated record
AUGGACGCCCUCCAGCCCCUAAUACACAGACUGACGACAACACCACCCGCAACAUACUGUCAGACGUUCUUCCUCCUAGCAGCCGCAUCCGUCCUCUCCCUCCAACUACUUCCCAAUGAAGCCCGCAGCACACUCACGGACUACGGCGCCCGUCGACCACGGGGCUCCUCCGCCCCGACAAGCUCGAAGCUCGCAUCCAUGCUCGGCAAGCUGACGGCCAUGGGGCAGCUCCCACAUUCAUACUUCUGGCACUUCUAUCUGUUGUCCACGUGUCUAUCUGCCUUCUGGGCAUGGCAGUACCUUACUCAUGGAUCAGUAGUGUCCUUCAUUGCAGAAAGACAGGUUUCCCUGUCGGGAGAGCCGUCGGUAGAGUUGGACCGUGUGCUUCUCGCGUGGUUAAUGAUGGCGGCUCAGGGCGGAAGGAGACUGUUUGAGUGUUUCUGGGUGGUGAAGCCCGGCAGGACGCCCAUGUGGUGGGUGCAUUGGGUGUUGGGGUUGGGAUUUUACGGGCUCAUGGGUAUUUCUGUGUGGGUGGAAGGGUCCGGGGCGAUUCUUGAAUCAUGGCAAGCUCCCACGAAGGCUGUGGUCUUGACCUCAAGAGCACUGUUUACGUUGACCGUGUUCUUUGGUGCGUGGUUUGCGCAGUACAAGUGCCAUGGAUAUCUGGCCAGUUUAAAGAAGUAUACACUUCCGGACGAGGGAAUGUUCAAGUACAUCAUCUGCCCACACUACACGUCUGAGUGUGUCAUAUAUCUGGCGAUUUCGAUCAUGGCAGCACCACCUGGCCGCGCUUUCAAUGUGUCCGUCUUGUGUGGACUGGCUUUUGUCGUAGCCAAUCUUGGUUCUACAGCACACGGUACCAAGAAGUGGUAUGCUGGCAAGUUUGGAGCGGACACAGUGGCUAACAAGUGGAUGAUGAUGCCGGGUGUAUUCUAA